Molecule: messenger RNA, 548 nt
Organism: Polistes dominula (European paper wasp)
Lineage: Eukaryota; Metazoa; Arthropoda; Insecta; Hymenoptera; Vespidae
Product: protein LLP homolog
Biological process (GO): dendrite extension
Cellular component (GO): nucleolus
Molecular function (GO): RNA binding
Source: RefSeq, a predicted model, not a curated record
AUUGUUUCCUUUUAUAAUAUUGCUAUUUGCAGUAACACGUGGUGCGUGCAUUGUUAAUUAUAAUUAAAGUUACAAUAUUUACCAAGAGGGAUAUUUACUAUAAAAACUAAAAUUUAUACAAUGGCAAAAUCAUUACGCAGCAAGUGGAAAAGAAAAUGCAGAGCAGUUAAAAGAGAACGUUAUGGUGCUAAAGAACUGGCAAAAUUAAAAAAAACUCUUGGCAUCGAUGAGAAUGGGGAUGUUGAAAUGUCUGAAAUUACGGAGAUUGCUACAGUGGUCAAUGCCAAUGACAUCAAAGAUAGUGCUAAAGCGAAGGAAAGUGAUAAUGCUGAUGUAGAAGAAAUGGAAGUGGAUAGUGGUAGAGUAUAUAAUAAGAAAACGUUAAGAGAUCAAUAUGGAAACUAUCCAGUUUGGAUGAAUAGGCGAAAAAUUUUAAAGCACAAAAAGGGAAGAGCGAAGGCUGCUAAAGGUACUACCAAAACAAAUAAAAGAUUAACUAGGCGACAAAAAAAAGCACUUAAAGAAAAAAAAUAAAGAGGGCUGUAAAU